AAAUGGUUUAAUCUUUCCUUGUACGUUUGUUAUGUUGGUGUACCUGCUCUGAAAGAGUCUCACGCACUCUCUGGAUUCAUGUGAAACUAAUUUUUCGCGCUGUUUGAUGAAAGAGGUGUAUCAGAGGUUAGCGAACAACGAGCAAUGUUAAGUGGUGUUGAUGGUGAUCAUAAUGAAUGUAACGCGCAAUUAAAAUAGUCAACGACUCAAACUUUCCUGCGUCAGUGGAAUCUUUUAUCCUGCUAACGUUAUUGUUAAGAAAGCGAAAAUAAUGAAAUGACAUUUAGCAGUCAGUGAUAUUGGCAAUGGAAAGCAGUGCAAAUUCUUAUAGCCCGUCACCAUCUAAUGCUUCUACGCCCAACAGAAAAGCAAGAACACCGUUCCUCACACCAUGCAGGCGUAUGGGAUUGGCUCGAAAAUCACCUGCUUCUUCUGCUUGGCAUGCAAACAAACCGUCUCCAGGCGCUGUCUCACCUUAUACAUCCUCAUUAAAAGUAGAUAAAGAUGCAGAUACAAUGCAUAAUGAUCUUGAGAGAUUGCAAGGGCAAAUGACACCAACAAGGAAUACAAGAUUAUUCAACAGACAUCAGUUAACUAAGAGACUUAAAACAAACUUAUCUUCUCCUCAAAGUUGUGAUGAAAAAAAGAAAGAGAACUCAGUGGUUUCCAGUGAUCUACAAUCAGAUGAUCAAAUAACGAAAUCUCAAAUCAUAAUGGCUGAAAAUAGUAAAGUAGAGAAUGAUGGGAAUGAAAUUUUACUUCCUGCUGGAGAUAUUACUGAAGAUACAUUAAAAGAAGUCCGUAAAAGGCUAAAGGAAAAAGAAGAAAAAUUAAAAGACCUUAAACUUGCUCAGCUUUAUAAAAGGAAGCAUGAUGUUAUUAUCCUUCAGAAACUAAUACAUACAUGGCUUGAAGGAUGCCAAACAGCAUUACAAGAACUGCAGACAGUGUUACUUAAUCAAGGCCAUCAGUUUACUAUAGAACAGCUGUUGAAUCAACUGAAUAUUCCCCACGAAUUAGUGAAGUAUCGAAGAGAUACAGAGGACUUUGAAAGCAAUGAAAUGAACAUAAUUUAAGUAACUAUUUAUACUCAUUUUUUAUGCCAUCAGUGUUGGAGAAGUUUCUGUAUAAUUUAGGUGUAAUCUUGUCCAAGAAAUGGUU
Gryllus bimaculatus (two-spotted cricket) is the source of this 1161-nucleotide messenger RNA. The record is from the annotation of a GenBank genome assembly. NCBI's taxonomy places the organism in Eukaryota, Metazoa, Arthropoda, Insecta, Orthoptera, Gryllidae.